Oppiella nova is the source of this 557-nucleotide messenger RNA. NCBI's taxonomy places the organism in Eukaryota, Metazoa, Arthropoda, Arachnida, Sarcoptiformes, Oppiidae. The record is from the annotation of a GenBank genome assembly.
CUGACCCGGACUACACUCCUACGGACAGGCCCUACAAAUGUAAGGUCACUCACUGUCGGGAAUCGUUUGAUUUGUUGAAUGAUUUGACGCGACACCAGUUGGCCCGACACCCCGACUCCCUGCCCCACAUCACGUGAACUAAGUGCUCAGUCAACGGCUGCUUCUUUAAGACUAAAAGCAAGGACUUGAUGACUGAGCACAGGAGGAACCACAAGGUGUUGACCUACGCUAAGGCUAACAUCACUGGUGUCACCACCAGACCCACUAUUAUCAUACCCGCUGUUCCCAAACCUACCGCCACCACCAGACCUAAUAUCAUAAGACCUACUGUCGCCAAGACUACUAUCACACGUACGGUAGCGAAGGUCUACAUGUGUCCAGAGCCCGGUUGUGGCAUCGCCUACACCAACGAUCAGUACAUUUGCAAACAUAGUACGGCUGUCAGAGCACAGGCUGCUCAACAUAAUAGGGCUAUUAAUAUCAGAGCACCGGCUGCUCAUUCAGACACCGAUUCAGAGGACAUAACUAUAGUAACCAUUGACACCGACUUCGGAUGA